This is a messenger RNA of Lytechinus variegatus (green sea urchin), 2003 nucleotides long. RefSeq lists its product as uncharacterized. The coding region runs from base 558 to 1400 and encodes 280 amino acids. The transcript is spliced from 5 exons. Lineage: Eukaryota; Metazoa; Echinodermata; Echinoidea; Temnopleuroida; Toxopneustidae. The record is from RefSeq and is a predicted model, not a curated record.
UCUAUAUAUCUCUCUAUCUAUAUAUCUCUAUAUAUCUACCUGUCUGUCUAUUCUCAUUUCAUAUUUCCGAUUUACAUUUAUUUGUGGUUGUCUAGUCAUACAACUGAUUUUUUUGUUGACCGUUAGGACUUUGGACUUAGCAUGAGCCACUAUAAAUAAAGAUUUGACUACUAGUGAAUUACUGGCGCAGAAUAGGCAGACAGCAUAAAGGAUGGGAUUCCAUUAACAGUUACUUUGGCCGAAUACCAUAAUAGCUGGAGUUGGAUUUGUUUGGAACAGUUUUUGAAUAUAUACCACCACUUCCGGAUACAAAGUGCAACUAUACCUCUCCCAUUCUGGCUGCCGCCUUGCAAGGCCUACCAAUCUCGCAAACGUGAGUAGGCCUACUGUGAUUUUCGUCGAGGUACCGUGCAUCGGCUGGUAUAUGUACCCGAUAUAUCCUUGUCAAUGAGCUGAGCUGACUACAACCUGGACCAUAAAUAAGCCCGGGUAACCAACUCAUAGUACUCUCCCAUCUUUUCUGGUAGUAUACUGGGUAUUUAGCGUGUUUCCUGACCAUGGCAUUUUUAGAUGAGGAGAUCAUUCGCGAGUUCAGGGAGAAUGGGGCUGUUUGUUUGCGGCAGGCGUUCAGCAAGGAAUGGCUUGAUGUCGUGGAGAAGGGAAUCGAAAGAAACAUGAAAGACCCCGGGAAGAACAUGGAGAUAUUGCAAAGCGAGGGAGAAGGGACUGGAAGAUAUUUCACAGACUUUGCCAAUUGGUGGAGGAUCACAGAAUUCCAGGAGUUUGUGAGGAAGUCACCUGCUGCAGAGAUUUGUGGGAAGCUGAUGGGUAGUAAGCAUGUGGUAUUUUAUCAUGAGCUGGUAGUCAGCAAGGAACCUGGAACGGAUCGCAUCACGCCAUGGCACCAAGAUCAACCAUACUUCCCAAUUGAUGGGGAUCAGGUCUGUGCAAUAUGGCUGCCAGUUGACCCCGUUGCCAAGGAAACAUGUGUAACCUACAUCAAGGGGUCACAUCGUUGGGGAAAGUGGUUCUACCCCCAGAAGUUUAAGUCAUACACUGACUACGAGGCAGACAAUGAAGAGUCAUGUGAUACCCACGAAUGGACUAGCCUGUCCGACAUGAAAUUGGAUUCUUCUCUCGAUCAGUAUGAGCUACUCAGUUGGGAACUUCAGCCCGGUGACUGCAUCGCCUUCCACCUCCGUGCCGUCCACAUGGCCCCUGCCAACAACUCUCGCAAAGUCCCUCGUCGUGUCCUUUCCACCCGCUGGGCGGGUGAUGAUGUAACGGGCACGAGACGGCCCUGGAAGACCACAGACGUUUACACCAAAGACCUGGUGCCGGGUAAACCCAUAGCGAGUGAGAAGUAUCCUAUUCUUUGGAGAGCUGAGGCUGGUGUGUGAGGAUUGUAAGGGACACAUCAUAAGAUGGCUUGGGACAAUUUAACGAGGACAUGGUAGAAUGAGGAUCAUGUCAGAUAAUGACUUGGAAUUCUUAAUUCCAUCUGCCAAGAAACUGUACAACACUGUAAAGCCGCUGAAUUUGUGCAUCUCAUUGCUAUGGUGACGGACAAACCUUGUUUUUGAUUGGCUGAGAAGCACCGAUCUAUAUUACUAUUAGGCCUGGCACAAAUACCUUUUUUUGCCAUUUGAUGGUUUGCCAGGGUGGACAAUCGAAUGGUUUGAACAAUCAAGAUUCUCAGAAAUCACUAGGAAAAUUGACCAUAAUGUGGGACUGACUUAAUCGAGACUCAAACAGGGGCCGCGGAAUGGUUUUGAAAGUGGGGGGGGGGGCUGACCAUGCAUAAAAUCGCAAUUGUAUGGUUAUUUUUCCCAUUUUGUACAGUUUUGGAAAAAGUGGGGGGAGGGGGCUGAAAUUGGCAUGAUAGUAAUACACAUUUUGUGUAGUACCACAAACUGGGGCCCGUUUCAUAAAUGACUUGCAACUGUUGUAACUUUGUAGUUAUGGCAAUUACCAUGGAAAAUUUAUUAUGACUGGCUGCUGAG